UGUUGCAAUACCCAAGUGAACCGCGUGGAGUGCGUGUGACGUCACGCCGGAACAUAACUCCAGCGCCGUGCACCAGGCGCCUUUUCUCGCUGCUGAACGUUUCAUAUCAAUGGGAAGAGCAAGUGUUAAAAUGAAGCGACGGAUUCAGACCAGCGCCGCUAUCUGACACAUUCCCACUCCCCCACCGUUCGCCUGCAGACUAAAUGUGAUCUCGCCGGCGUGUCGUGGGACGGCUGCCGUGGACUGCAGCUGACGUCAAGGCUGCUCUGGUGGCAGCAUCCGCGGGCAAGAUACAAGUCCAGCCCGCGCAGCAGCCAUGUCGAUGGCUUCCGGCAUACUCCGAUCACUGCCCAUCUUGGUCCUGGCCUUUGUCCUGCCGCUUUGUCAAGUGGCAGCUCAGGAGGAUGUUCAGCGCCAGUCCCCAGCCCAGGUUCUCGAAGACCUGCUGGCCCGCCACGGCGACAACAGCACCAUCACUGUGCCACAGUUGCGCUCCCUGCUGGCCCUGCUCAGCCAGGGCGAUGCCGACGCGGUACGCCAGAAUGUGACGACCACGACCGCGCCGCCCAAACUGAACAACUCAAAGUGCUUGCCGGAGGACACGCUGGCCAUCUACAGCAUGGGCGAGCAGUCUCGUCUGGACGGGCGCGGCUUGCAGGAGUUGUGCCCCACCAUGCUGCAGCAGUUGGACGCCGGUGCGUGCCGAGCCCGCGCUCAAGACCAGCUGGGCAGCGACACCUCGCCGAGGCCCACUGAUGCUGAAGUUGACGGGUGGAAUGGGAGGUGCACUGUAAGGCCGCUGUGCGUGACGCUCAUCUCGCUGUGCUCGCUGGUGGGGGCCAGCGUGGUGCCGUUCAUGAAGAAAACAUUUUACAAGCGUCUGCUGCUCUACUUCAUUGCGCUGGCCAUCGGCACGCUCUACUCCAACGCCCUUUUCCAGCUCAUUCCAGAGGCCUUGGGCUUCGACCCCAUGGUCGACUUCUAUGCGUCAAAGUCCGCUGUGGUGUUUGGAGGCUUUUACCUCUUCUUUUUCACCGAGAAGAUCCUUAAGAUGCUCCUCAAGCAGAAGGACACAGGUCACGGCCACAGUCAUUACUCCAGCGCCGAGCGCUACGCCGCACCCGGCCUAGACGUGGAGGAGGGCGAGAAGCUGCAGCAGAACGGGGAGCUGAGCGCCGGCCACGCUCCGGGCAAAAUGGACGCCGGCGAGGGCGAGCUCAUGCUGCACCCCUCGCAGACCCCGCAGCUGGGCGACUUUGUCAUCCUGCUGAACGCCGGCAUGACCAUCCAGCAGGCGCUCUUCUUCAACUUCCUGUCGGCCUGCUGCUGCUACCUGGGGAUGGGCUUCGGCAUUCUGGCCGGAAACAGUUUCUCCCCCAACUGGAUCUUUGCCCUGGCAGGAGGCAUGUUCCUCUACAUCUCUCUGGCGGACAUGGUCAGUCCCAUCUUCACUGAUUUUUUUUUUUUUUUUUCAAAUUAUCCC
Hippocampus comes (tiger tail seahorse) is the source of this 1483-nucleotide messenger RNA. Its product is annotated as zinc transporter ZIP14-like. The record is from RefSeq and is a predicted model, not a curated record. Gene Ontology annotation, molecular function: zinc ion transmembrane transporter activity; monoatomic cation:bicarbonate symporter activity. The annotation marks the transcript as partial. Lineage: Eukaryota; Metazoa; Chordata; Actinopteri; Syngnathiformes; Syngnathidae. Gene Ontology annotation, cellular component: plasma membrane. The transcript has 8 exons. Gene Ontology annotation, biological process: zinc ion import across plasma membrane; intracellular monoatomic cation homeostasis.